GCGGAGUUCCUGGUGGGUGGUCACCAUAGUUACUUCUGGGUUCCUCGAGUGCAGUUCCCUGAAGGUGGUCUGAUUCUUGUCCUCCAGAGAGCUCUCUUCCUUAAAGGCAUUACUUCUGAAGGCUGGCCAAGAUGGGGAGCAGAUAUCCAUCCUGAUGCAGAUACUAUACAGAAAGUCAUCAUAGAUAAAGCUUAACGUAAGAUAGCUGCCCAAUAAACCUCUACCAAAGAUGAGAAGGAAUAACAUGAAGAUAAUGCUGACCUAAAUAAUGGUGCUGAAUUUCACAAAGUCGUAUUUCUUUAAGAAGGUAAAAACAUGCAGAUGUCCAGAAAUGAUUGAGAUGGAGCAGGCAGAGGCCCAGCUCUCUGAGUUAGAGCUGCUGGCCAGUAUGUUCCCUGGUGAGAAUGAACUCAUAAUGAAUGACCAGCUGGCUUUAGCAGAACUGAAAGAGUGUAUUGAAAAGGGGACAAUGGAAGGGCGAUCUUCAAAAAUAUACUUUACUAUCAAUCUGAACCUGGACAUAUCUGAGGAAGCAAUGGGGAUGUUUUCUCUGGCUUGCAUUCUUCCCUUUAAAUACCCUGCAGUACUACCUGAAAUUACUGUCAGAUCAGCAUUACUAGGUAGAUCCCAGGAGACUCAGCUCAACACAGACCUGAGCGAAUACUUACAGAACUGUAUUGGAGAUGUGUGUGUACUGAAUAUCACAGAAUGGGUUAGAGAACAUGCCUCUGGCUAUGUUAGCAGAUAUGCCCCAUCAUCCCAUGUCAGGGAAAGUACAAUCCAGCCAGUGACUCCAAUUCUUACAAGACUCUGGAUCUAUAGUCAUCACAUCUACAACAAAUGCAAAAGAAAAAAUAUUCUAGAGUGGGCAAAGGAGCUUUCCCUGUCCGGAUUUAGCAUGCCUGGGAAACCUGGUAUUAUUUGUGUGGAAGGCCCACAAAGUGCAUGUGAAGAAUUUUGGUCAAGACUCCGAAAAUUAAAUUGGAAGAGAAUUUUAAUUCGUCAUCGAGAAGACAUUCCUUUUGAUGGUUUGAAUGAUGAAAUGGAAAAACAAAGGAAAUUUUCCAUUUUUGAGGAAAAAGUGUUUGUUGUUAAUGGAGCCAGAGCAAACCACAUGGACUUUGGUCAGCUGUAUCAGUUCUUAAGUGCCAAAGGGUGUGGGGAUGUCUUCCAGAUGUUCUUCGGUGUGGAAGGACAGUGAGUGAGUUGAAGAAUGGCUGAAAAAAUUUGUCACUGAUGGUCUUUUUAUCCCCCCUCCCCCCCAAUCUUUCUUGAAAGAUAAAGUAAUUUAAUUUCAA
Dipodomys spectabilis (banner-tailed kangaroo rat) is the source of this 1298-nucleotide messenger RNA. RefSeq names its product RWD domain containing 2B (gene Rwdd2b). The coding region runs from base 269 to 1201 and encodes 310 amino acids. The transcript has 6 exons. Gene Ontology annotation, molecular function: protein binding. Lineage: Eukaryota; Metazoa; Chordata; Mammalia; Rodentia; Heteromyidae. The record is from RefSeq and is a predicted model, not a curated record.